GUCAGUCGGUGAUCUUGAACUAGAAGCGGGCCGAGUACAAUUUUUAUGCUUCACAAUUAAAUAGAAUAGAAGUAAUUAAAUAAAGUGAAGUGGAGAAGUGUUAAUAUCAAAUGAGAAGACUCAAUAAAUGUGCUUACGAUAAGAAGAUAAGAACUUCUCUUCAAAUAGUUGUUAAAUCUAAUUAUUAGCAAAUAUUUCUAUAAAGAUAAAAUAAGCAAUCUGUGCAAAUUAUUUAAUAAAAAUGCAACAAAACAAAUACUAGUAAAGGAACUAAUAACAGUCGUAAAAGUUCACGUAGAAAAAAUUAAUGUCAAAUUCAUUGACUAUUUUUACAAAGUUCGUAGCCUUGACUACAUUCAAUAACGCAUAAGGAAGUCAUCCAUACCACAAACAUUCAAUUAAAUUUAUUUACCGGCUACUCUUUUAAUAGUGUCAUGGACGUGUGUGUACCCCCCGUAUGUGUUUAAGAUGCACUACGCAAGUCCAUGCUGACUACAACUUUUACAUAACUACACCGGAAUACACGCAAAGAAACCAUUAAGUUAGAAAUAUUUUUGAAGUGUGAAGUGACUGCAACGUUUAAUUAAAUGUCGUGUGAAAUAAAAAAAGUGAUAAUUCUUAAUUGACCCAGUGAACUCGGCACCCCACACAUGAAUGAAAAAUUUUUUAAUAGAUUUUUUAAAAAUUUGCAACUCAUCAUUAUAUAUCAAUAAUUAAGAGUGAACCCCUUUAAAAAUUUAGUGAGAAACUCAAACAAAAAUGACCUCAACAACGGACAGUACACAGAGCCGUAAGAAUAAGAAGGCUAAGAAAAAAGUGAAAGAAGAACGCACUAUUAGCUUUCAUGAACUUUUUCGUUAUGCUAAUUAUUGGGAUCAUUUCUUAAUUUUUAUCGCCUGUCUAAUGGCAUUUAUCAAAUCCCUGGUAUUCCCUGUUGCGAUUAUCGUGUACAGUGAACUAGUGGCAAUGUUCAUAGACCGAAAUCUUGGCGUUGGCACUAGUUCUGCAACAAUAGCCUUACCAUUAUUUGGAGGUGGAAAAAUGCUCUCAAAUGCUACACAUGAGGAGAAUAUGGCCGAACUGAAGAAGGAUUCUAUUUCAUUUGGCAUUUUAAUAACUAUAGAUACAAUUGUUUUGUUUAUAUCGGGAAUUGCAUAUGUAGACUUACUUAAUCAUGUAGCCCUCAAAUUAAUAGUGCGCAUGCGUCGCAAGUUCUUUGAGGCUACGAUACGCCAGGACAUUGGUUGGCACGAUGUUACGAAGAAUCAAAAUUUUGCAGUAAGAAUAACAGAUAACAUGGAGAAAAUUCGGAACGGCAUUUCAGAGAAUAUAGGUCAUUUUAUACAACUAUUUUGUGAUAUUGUUAUUAGUAUUAUAAUAUCAUUUAUAUAUGGAUGGAAACUUACUUUAUCCAUUUGUAUUUAUAUACCCUUGACAGUUCUUGUUAAUUAUGUUGUUGCCAAAUACCAAAGUAAAUUAACUACACGAGAACAGGACUCAUAUGCUAUUGCUAGUUCUAUUGUAGAAGAAGUAAUUGGCGCAAUACGCACAGUGGUAGCAUUUGGUGGGGAAAAAGUCGAAGCACAACGCUACGAACAACGUCUGGUACCUGCACGUAAAGCAGGUCAACUAAAAGGUGCCUGGUCUGGCUUAAGUGAUUCCAUAUUAAAAGCUAUGCUCUUUAUUGCAAGUGCAGCUUCAUUUUGGUAUGGUGCACAUCUUAUAUUGGACGACCGUGAGAAGAAUGCAGAAGACAAAGAUUACACACCUGCUGUAUUAAUGAUUGUUAUUUCUGGUAUUAUUGUUGGUGCUGAUCAUAUUUCACGUACCACACCUUUUUUGGAGACAUUUGCUAUGGCGCGUGGUUCAGCUGUUGCCAUUUUUGAAGUAAUGGACUCAACACCUAAAAUUGAUCCAAUGUCAAAGGAUGGAAAAAUUUUGAAUUAUGGCCUUAAAGGCAAUAUUGAAUUUCAGGAUGUGUUCUUUCGCUAUCCAUCUCGAGAAGAUGCUAUAGUGUUACGAGGUUUUAAUUUAUCGAUUAAAGAAGGAGAAACGGUAGCAUUGGUGGGAUAUUCAGGGUCUGGAAAAUCAACUUGUGUUCAAUUGCUACAAAGAUUUUAUGACCCCAUAUUUGGUAAAAUAUUAUUGGAUAAUGAAGAUAUAAAGAAAUACAAUGUAUCUUGGCUUAGAUCCAAUAUGGCAGUAGUUGGUCAAGAACCAGUACUCUUUCAGGGAACGAUAGGUGAGAACAUACGCCAUGGCAAACCUGAUGCCACACAAAAAGAAGUUGAAGAUGCGUCACGAGCGGCUAAUGCUCAUGAUUUUAUAAUCGGCUUACCGGACAGUUAUAACACUAUUAUAAGUGAAAAGGGAGUUCAGCUUUCUGGUGGACAGCGCCAACGAAUCGCGAUUGCUCGAGCACUUAUACAAAAACCAAAAAUUUUACUUCUUGACGAAGCAACAUCAGCAUUGGACUAUCAUUCUGAAAAACUAGUGCAAAGCGCUUUAGAUCGCGCCAGCAAAGGACGUACCACAAUUGUCGUAUCUCAUAGGCUUUCUGCCAUUUGUCACGCAGAUCGCAUUAUCUUUAUCAGUGAUGGUAAAAUUUUAGAACAGGGCACCCAUGACGAACUAAUGCAGCGUGCCGGAAAAUACUAUGAUAUGGUAUCAGCACAUGAAUACACUGGAAAUGCAGAAGACACAAUUACCGAUAUGGAGAGUGAAAUUAAUUUGGAACUGAUGAAAGAUCGAAAACUAUCAGAAGACUUAGUAAAACAAAAAAAUUCUAUGCUAGACCCCAGAUUUUCAGAAUCAUCUAUUGAUAAAAAUGUAAUUAAAUACUUUUCAAAUAAGAAAGCGAAAAACGAUGAAAAUUUAACAGAAAAGGAAGAAACCACCAAUUUUACUAAAACUUUUUUUCGCAUUCUACUUUCUACUAAACCUGAAUGGAGCUUUCUUGCUUUAGGCACAAUAUGUGCUGGACUUUAUGGUUGCGCACAGCCAGCAUUUUCUUUAGUUUUAGCAGAGUUAUACGCCUCAUUAGCCGAACCAGAUCCAGAAGAUGUACUUAAACAUACUUCCACGAUGUCCAUCAUUAGUGUUGUAGUGGGUCUAUCGGCAUGCGUGGUAUGCUUUACUCAAACAUACUUCUUCAACUUGGCGGGUGUAUGGUUGACUACACGCAUGAGAUCUGAAACGUUUCGUUCUUUUAUGCGUCAAGAUAUGGCUUGGUUUGAUGAAAAAGAGAAUAGUGUAGGUGCACUUUCUGCGCGUCUCUCUGGUGAUGCCUCAAGUGUACAAGGCGCAAUUGGAUUUCCCCUCAGCAAUAUAAUACAAGCGUUAACCAAUUUCAUUUGUAGUUUUUCCAUAGCAUUUGCCUACUCAUGGGAACUGGCACUAAUUUGCCUUUGUACAGCACCAUUUAUGGUCGCUGCUAUAGUCUUUGAAGCUAAAUUUGCAAAUAAAUCUGCUUUAAAAGAAAAAGUUGUGUUAGAAGAGACUAGCCGUAUUGCUACCGAAACCAUAGCUCAAAUACGAACAGUUGCAGCUUUGCGCAGAGAACCGGGCGUCAUAGCAGAAUACGAUAAGGAAAUAGAUCGAUAUGAAAUGCAAAUUAAAAGACGUCUACGUUUUCGUGGCUUGGUUAAUUCAUUAGGAAUGGCUAUAAUGUUCUUUGGAUAUGCUGUCACCUUAACUUACGGUGGCAUUAUGAAUGCUGAAGGCAAAAUUAAAUUCGAAGAUAUUAUGAAAAUUGCUAAUACUAUGUUGUACGGUUUGUUCAUACUUGCACAAUCACUUGCUUUUACACCAGCGUUUAAUGCUGCUCUCAUAUCGGCAAGUCGUCUGUAUCAAAUCAUCGAUCGUGAACCAUCAAUUCAGUCACCUGAUAUAUUUGGCGCAAAAUCCAAUGGUGUUGUGAUUUCCAAAACAAAUGUUGUGCAACAGGGUGUGAGCUAUCGUGACAUUAACUUCAGCUAUCCAACACGUCCAGAUCAGAAAGUCUUAAAAAAUUUUAACCUAGAUGUAUUGCAAGGAAAAACAAUUGCCUUAGUAGGUUCUUCGGGGUCAGGCAAAUCAACUUGUGUACAACUGCUUCAACGUUUUUACGAUCCUAUCAGUGGAAAGAUUCUAAUUGAUCAGGAAGACAUACACCAGGACAUGGAGCUGCCAACUCUACGUCGUCGUUUAGGUAUAGUAUCACAAGAACCAUCACUUUUUGAAAAGACAAUAGCAGAAAAUAUUGGUUAUGGCGACACAACUCGCGUGGUGCCUAUGACACAAAUCAUUGCUGCUGCUAAAAUGGCAAAUGCUCAUGAUUUUAUUACAGCACUUCCUUCAGGUUAUGACACAUGUCUAGGUUCAAAGGGUACGCAACUAUCUGGUGGACAAAAACAACGCAUAGCUAUUGCUCGCGCCUUAGUAAGAAAUCCGAAAAUAUUGCUAUUAGAUGAAGCGACUUCAGCGCUCGAUUUGCAAAGCGAAAGAGUUGUACAAACUGCACUGGAUGAGGCUUGUGCUGGUAGAACAUGUAUAGUAAUUGCACAUCGAUUGGCCACUGUGCAGAAUGCAGAUCUUAUAUGUGUUAUACAAAGUGGACGUAUCGUUGAACACGGAAAUCAUCCACAGCUAAUUGCGAAAAAUGGUAUAUAUGCCAAACUAUAUCGCAGUCAACCAAAUACACAAUAGAAAUCUUUCAUCCAAAAAUCAAACAGAAUAGCUUUAGUAGUUUAUAUUAUCUUUAAUUCUAAAUUAACUUUAGUUGAUAAUCAUAUAUGAUAUAUAUAUCUUUUCU
This is a messenger RNA of Teleopsis dalmanni, 4792 nucleotides long. RefSeq names its product multidrug resistance protein homolog 65-like. The transcript has 13 exons. Lineage: Eukaryota; Metazoa; Arthropoda; Insecta; Diptera; Diopsidae. Gene Ontology annotation, molecular function: ABC-type transporter activity; ATP hydrolysis activity; ATP binding. Gene Ontology annotation, biological process: transmembrane transport. Bases 760 to 4686 code for a protein of 1308 amino acids. Gene Ontology annotation, cellular component: membrane. The record is from RefSeq and is a predicted model, not a curated record.